CGGGUGGGGGCGGGCUGAGGUUUCCGAGGAGGAAGGAGCCGCCGCCAUUUUGGGAGCUUCGAGUCAACAAUAAAGGACCGAGGGUACCGAGCGGGAGUGGCCUCGGCGAUUGAAGUGAGUGAAUUCAGAUAUAAUUCAUCCUUGUUAGAGGGCUUUUUAAAAAAUACAAGUUGAUUCGGUGCAUGAGAGCAAGUUACUGCUGCUUACCGUUCAGAGACUUACAGGUGCUUGCCUGCAUUGCAAUAAAGGACUCAAUAUAUUGAGCAAGACUUAUAUUUAUCUCUUCGUUUUGGAGAGCCUAAUAAACUGUUAUUACAGUUUCUCUACUGACUUUCAAAAGUUUUAAAGUUUGAAAGAGACAUCUUUACAAUUAACACAGCAUGAGCACGGCCAGAACAGAGAACCCUGUUAUAAUGGGUCUUUCCAGUCAAAAUGGUCAGCUGAGGGGCCCUGUGAAGCCCAGCAGUGGCCCUGGAGGAGGGGGAACACAGACACAGCAACAGAUGAACCAGCUGAAAAACACCAACACAAUCAAUAAUGGCACUCAACAGCAAGCACAGAGUAUGACCACCACUAUUAAACCUGGUGACGACUGGAAAAAGACUUUAAAACUCCCUCCAAAGGAUCUAAGAAUCAAAACUUCGGAUGUGACCUCCACAAAAGGAAAUGAGUUUGAAGAUUACUGUUUGAAACGGGAGUUGCUGAUGGGAAUUUUUGAAAUGGGCUGGGAAAAGCCAUCUCCUAUUCAGGAGGAGAGCAUUCCCAUUGCUUUAUCUGGUAGGGAUAUCUUAGCUAGAGCAAAAAAUGGAACAGGCAAGAGUGGUGCCUACCUCAUUCCCUUACUUGAACGGCUAGACCUGAAGAAGGACAAUAUACAAGCAAUGGUGAUUGUUCCCACUAGAGAACUUGCUCUACAGGUCAGUCAAAUUUGCAUCCAGGUCAGCAAACACAUGGGCGGGGCCAAAGUUAUGGCCACCACAGGAGGAACCAAUUUACGGGAUGACAUAAUGAGGCUUGAUGAUACAGUGCACGUGGUGAUAGCUACCCCUGGGAGAAUCCUGGAUCUUAUCAAGAAAGGAGUAGCAAAGGUUGAUCAUGUCCAGAUGAUAGUAUUGGAUGAGGCUGAUAAGUUGCUGUCACAGGAUUUUGUGCAGAUAAUGGAGGACAUUAUUCUCACGCUACCUAAAAACAGGCAGAUUUUACUGUAUUCUGCUACUUUUCCUCUUAGUGUACAGAAGUUCAUGAAUUCCCAUUUGCAAAAACCCUAUGAGAUUAACUUGAUGGAGGAACUAACUCUGAAGGGAGUAACCCAGUACUACGCAUAUGUAACUGAGCGCCAAAAAGUACACUGCCUCAACACACUUUUUUCCAGGCUUCAGAUAAACCAGUCAAUCAUUUUCUGUAACUCCUCUCAGCGAGUUGAAUUGCUAGCCAAGAAGAUUUCCCAACUGGGUUAUUCUUGCUUCUAUAUCCAUGCUAAAAUGAGGCAGGAACAUCGAAAUCGUGUAUUUCAUGAUUUUCGAAAUGGCUUAUGCCGCAAUCUUGUUUGCACUGAUCUGUUUACCCGAGGUAUUGAUAUACAAGCUGUGAAUGUGGUGAUAAACUUUGACUUCCCAAAGCUGGCAGAGACCUAUCUCCAUCGUAUUGGACGAUCAGGUCGCUUUGGUCACCUUGGCUUGGCCAUCAAUUUGAUCACGUAUGAUGAUCGCUUCAACCUGAAAAGUAUUGAGGAACAGCUGGGAACAGAAAUUAAACCCAUCCCAAGCAACAUUGACAAGAGCCUGUAUGUGGCAGAAUACCACAGCGAGCCUGUAGAAGAUGAGAAACCUUAACAAGCAUGUGUGUACCUGACAGAAUAUCCCAAGCUUUGACAAACUACAGAAGGCCGUUUGGAUCUGUGACACAUCAUUUUGGGGGGGAAUGCUCUUCUCUUUGUGGGUUUUUCAUCUUCUUUUAUUUUGGAACUAUAUGAAGACUUAAAAGAGCGCAGACUUUUUUUUUUUUUUUUUUUUUUUAACUGUUGAAGAGAAGAAAGCUGAAAAGAAGGAAUAUACCUUUUUUGUUCCACUUGUUUGCACUGUGUGCUGACUGAACAUUAGUUGCACUAACUGCUGGUUUUUAAAAUAUGUUUUCUGGGGAAGGGGGACAAGGAAGGAGGAGAAAGAAGAGAAGGGGAGAAACCCUGAAAAGAGAAGAAUCUUGAUGAACACACAAGCUUGUCUACAAUUUCAGAAUUCUCCAACAGCUGACUUCCGAGUGCAUUUCAACUUCUCCCUGAUUACUCAUCCGUUUUUUAAGCCUAAAGAGCUUAUUACUUAUUUGUGCGAAGUGCCUUAUGCUAUGAGACCAUUCAGAAUAUCAUCUUUCAGACACAGCCCAAGGAAUCAACAAUAGUAAUUCUUUUCUUUUU
Choloepus didactylus (southern two-toed sloth) is the source of this 2410-nucleotide messenger RNA. It is a transcript of the gene DDX6, whose product is annotated as DEAD-box helicase 6. The transcript is spliced from 14 exons. Gene Ontology annotation, cellular component: P-body; cytoplasmic stress granule. The record is from RefSeq and is a predicted model, not a curated record. Gene Ontology annotation, biological process: cytoplasmic stress granule assembly; P-body assembly. Gene Ontology annotation, molecular function: ATP binding; RNA helicase activity; mRNA binding. Bases 381 to 1832 code for a protein of 483 amino acids. NCBI's taxonomy places the organism in Eukaryota, Metazoa, Chordata, Mammalia, Pilosa, Megalonychidae.